Molecule: messenger RNA, 444 nt
Organism: Eimeria mitis
Lineage: Eukaryota; Apicomplexa; Conoidasida; Eucoccidiorida; Eimeriidae
Exons: 4
Coding region: 1-444 (147 amino acids)
Source: RefSeq, a predicted model, not a curated record
AUGGCGGAAGAGGGAAGAUCUCAGUCGCUGCCGACGACCUCUGAACCCCAGGCCUUUCGAACAGCCGCAACACCAGAGCCCCAGACCGGGGGGCCCCUAGAGGCCUCCGAUACAGCUCGACGAGCUCUCCACCCCAGCAGCAGCAGCAAGCAGCAGAGGCAGCAGCAGCAGCAGCAGCAGCAGCAGCAGCAGCAGCGUUGGAGAGAGCGGCAGCAGCAGGAUGGAGGAGAGCAGUGCUACAGCAGCAGCAGCAGCAGCAGCAGCAGCAGCAACAGCAGCAACAGCAUCAACAGCAGCAGCAGCAUCGAAUUCCAGUUCCACCAGCGCAAACAACAACAGCAGCAGCAGCAGCAGCAGCAGCAGCAGCAGCAGCAGCAGCAGGAGGCGUCGCAGAGAUUCUCCUUCUUCCUCUUCUUCCUCAUCAACAUCAUCUGCUGCAGCUGA